CGGCGUUUAAAAGACAGAUUUAAAAUCAGUUUUACUGCACUUUGCGCGCGCGUUUUAUGCACUCUCGGAAUAAAAAAAUUUCCGAGAUUUGGAGAAGAGAGGGGAAGAAGAAGAAAAAAAUUUUGAAGAAAUUUUUGUUCCUGGUCAUUCUUGGCGAAGCCGGCCGAGCUGCAGCACGACGUUCGGUGGUGGUGCACCGUCGUUGCUCUCCCGGCGCUGCUGUCCGUCGCUGGUUCGAACUCUGUUCGAAGGCACGUGAGGGCUCGCAGAUCAGACGCCGUGCGAGUUCAGUUCAAGUGCAAGUACCGCGUGUAAGUACCGUCCAGGUUUGCGCGAUGUCUACCACUAGGUGCCCGAGGUCGAUAUAAGCGGCGAGUCGGCGCUUCAUCGUAAGAUGUAUUACUUAGACGUUUCUCUAGAAAUUCCACCUGAUCCCGAUCUCGUAGUGUCUCCCGUGUACAUCAAAAAGAACGUUUUGGAAGCCGUUCGUUCGCUAUUCGGAGAGGAGGGAGCCAAGAGUCCCAUAGACGUUCUAAAGGUUGGUCCAAAGCGCAGAUUUGUCUUGCGCUGCGCGUCCGACAACUACGUCCGGCUACGAGCUAGCCUGACUCUGAGCACGACGUACGAGGGAAAGUCGUGCGUCUACACGAUUCACCGGGCGUCGCCGAAUCUACUGUCGUUCACCGCCGACAGUAGGACGUAUCAGCACGGAGAAGCCUCCUUCGAAUAAUCACCAUGCCUCUGAUACGUAAAGAGGGCAAGGACACCAUUAUCUUCGCCUCUAAGGAGGAUCACGCGGUACCCAGCAAGAUCAGUCUGCCCGAGCCAGAACCGAGUCCCGGUUUGUUGUUGCCCAACGGUGAGAUCAAUUGGAACUGCCCGUGUCUGGGUGGCAUGGCAACCGGGCCAUGUGGCUUGGAAUUCCGCGAGGCCUUCUCCUGCUUCCACUACUCGACCGCAGAUCCGAAAGGCUCGGACUGUCGCACGGCGUUCGAGACGAUGCAGAGCUGCAUGUCGCAAUACCCGGCGCUGUACGAGAGCAAGGGCAUGUCAACGGACGACCUGGAGGACGACGAGGAGCUCGGAGAGGUGGAGGAAGAGAAGAAGCAGCCGUCGACGGGCAGCGAGGACAAGAGAAAGGCGAUGGUCGCUAGUCAAGGCACAGCGGAUUUGCGAUAGUCGCCUCUCUCUCGUCUUACUAUCUUAAUUAAUUACUUUAAGUAAAUUAAUUUUACCUGUUGCACUGUAUAGUUCAAAAUAAAUUUCUAGAAAAGAAUAUAUUUUCAAUGAAAGUUAGAUCAAUGAAAUCGCUGUUAAUUUAUUGCGAACAGCUUGAAGCAGGUAAAAUUGCGGCUCACAAAUUAAUCUAGGUAGAGAUCUCCCGAAGGAAAACCUCAGUAUUAUGAGAUUAACAAUUUAAAUAUUCUAUAUUCUAUAUGCGCGAUCUAGCAUAAGUUGGAGUAAGUUUAUCAGUUUUGCCUGAAAAGAAAAACUUUAUUUCUUCGUA
Messenger RNA from Solenopsis invicta (red fire ant), 1507 nucleotides. Its product is annotated as mitochondrial intermembrane space import and assembly protein 40. Gene Ontology annotation, cellular component: mitochondrial intermembrane space. The record is from RefSeq and is a predicted model, not a curated record. Gene Ontology annotation, molecular function: protein-disulfide reductase activity. The transcript has 2 exons. Lineage: Eukaryota; Metazoa; Arthropoda; Insecta; Hymenoptera; Formicidae. The coding region runs from base 736 to 1179 and encodes 147 amino acids. Gene Ontology annotation, biological process: protein import into mitochondrial intermembrane space.